AUGGCAGAAAAUCCAAAGGUCCGGGUCGCUCUCAUCGGCGGAGGCACCAUAGCUCCUUUGCACGCCGAAUAUCUCAUGUCCUCGCCAACAUGUGAGCUGGUGGCAAUUGUCGAUCCGUACCCUCCGGGGUGUGCAUUGGCAGCGACCUUGUCUCUUCCGCACUUCGAGUCUGUCGCAUCACUUUUGAACUCACUACAAAAGCCACCGGAGGCCUACGUAAUAUGCGUCCCCUCGAGCCUCCAUGUUUCCAUAGCGACGAACGUCAUUCAUCAAACACAGCCUAUGGCCUUACUCAUCGAAAAGCCUUUCUGUACAGAUUCAAAGUCUGGAGCAGAGUUACUCGCCCUUGCAAGCGAGAAAGGUUGCAAGAUCCUCGUCGGACAUCACCGCCGAUUCCACCCCUCGCUGUCAACUACGCGGUCGGCGAUCCAAGAUGGAAAAAUCGGAAAUAUUACAGCCAUCUCAGGAAUGUGGACUGCGAAGAAAGAUGAGAUCUAUUUUGCUUCUGCCAGCUGGCGAGCAACACGUUCCGCGGGAGGAGGUCCGAUUUGGACGAAUUUCGUGCAUGAUAUCGACGCCCUUCAUUUCCUCACUGGUGCCAAAGUAACAUGUGUCUGGGCUAUAAGCACUACAUCCAGGAGGAAACACGCAGGUGUGGCUGCCGAUGAUAUCGUUGAAGAAGGUGCAGCUAUUAUGACGCAGUUUUCUAAUGGGGUUGUUGGAACCUUUUUGGUGAGUGACAACGUGGCGAGCCCUUACGGCUGGGAGGCUGCUACUGGUGACAAUCCUUUAUACCCAAAGGCAGAGCCUCCGGUGGAUAUUUAUCGCAUUCUGGGCACAAAAGGGACUAUCGUUGUGCCAGAAAAUACGCUUUGGACAUACGACCCGGAGACGGCGGACAAAUAUAACCAGGAGACUGGGUGGAAAAGUCCAAUCUCACGAAUCAAGCUUCCAGUCGCUGAGGGGAUUCCAUUUCAAAACCAAGCAGAGCAUUUGGCUAGAGUGGUUCGCGACUUAGAAGAUCCUCUUUGCUCGGCCGAGGAUGGACUAGCAGCAGUCUCUGUCUGUGAAGCCAUUGCUACAGCCCUUAAGGCCAAAGACGGACUACCUGUUCCAAUCUCACACGCUUCACGUAACUAG
This is a messenger RNA of Penicillium griseofulvum, 1140 nucleotides long. RefSeq names its product Gfo/Idh/MocA family protein. The transcript has a single exon. Gene Ontology annotation, molecular function: nucleotide binding. The record is from RefSeq and is a predicted model, not a curated record. Lineage: Eukaryota; Fungi; Ascomycota; Eurotiomycetes; Eurotiales; Aspergillaceae. The coding region runs from base 1 to 1140 and encodes 379 amino acids.